Molecule: messenger RNA, 362 nt
Organism: Entrophospora candida
Lineage: Eukaryota; Fungi; Glomeromycota; Glomeromycetes; Entrophosporales; Entrophosporaceae
Source: the annotation of a GenBank genome assembly
AAAGUUUAGAAACUAAAACCCCUGACCCUAUUCCUACUCCUGAUUUGCCUGAUCACCCAGAAACUCCUACUCCUACUCCUCCAACAGAAACCCCCUCUACUAAGGAUGGAAGUAAGAAAUAUUUUCUUCCAGAUGAUUUGGGUGGUGAAUAUGUAGGACUUUCACUAAUGGCUAAAAAUGACAAAGAAGAAUUUGAAAGGUUAAAUGAGGAAUUUUUUGAAAAACUUAAAGAAAAGAAAGAUGACAUAAUAAAAGAAAUAGGCAACCCGCUGGCCGGAGUAGAUUUAAGUGGGAUUGGAAUGGAUAAAUUAAAAACUUUGGAUUCUUCCGGUUCAUUACCUAACUUAGAUGGGAAAGAAUGA